AGCGGGUGGGAGGUGCUUUAACUUUGAUCCCGCGGCGGCGGACAGGGAGGGUUUGUGGAAGCCGCCGCCCGCCCCUCUCGAGCUGGGAGCCUGUGCGCCGCGCGUCUCCGCUCUGCCUCUUUAAUCAGGAACACAGAAGGGGCGGGCCCUGAGCCGGCGCGUAAUCGGAUAGCCGCGGUGGCUCUGACAUCCACAUGCUGCUCGGCCUGAAAAGGCAGGAGGGAGCCUGAGGGGGAGCAGAGACGCCGAGCGAGGCAGCAGCCCGCAGCCUGCCCCCGGCACCUCCCCAGACGCGCGGACCAGGGGCGAGGUGGAGGUGAGCGCGGGCGGACGGCGCAGCCUAGCCGACGAGGGGCGCGCUCACCCCCGGGAGGUCCCAGGGCCGCCUCCGCACCGCCCGCAGCACCAACAGCAACACCGGCAACCGCCGCGGCGGCGGCUUCCUUCCCCAGACCCCACUCCAGCGGCCGGCCAAGCGGGUGUAGCCGCUGGGGGAGGCUCCCGCCAGGGGAGCCGGACGAAGGCAGGAGCGGGCCGGCCGCCUCCCACUCGGGCCGUCCGGCUGCCACUGCUUCCAUCCGCCUGUCGUCCCGGUGCCCGGGGGAUGCGUAUCAGUCUACGCCUCUGAGCCCAUUCCGCUGCCCGGAGCUGGGUGAUGUCCAAGGCUAGCUUUGGCUUUCCUUGUUAUCAUUUCUGUCUGCUCGGCUUUCCGGAAACAUUCGUGAUGUUGUAGGAUGAAGGAAACGAGACUUUGAGGAACUAGAGAGGACAGAAAUGUUUUUUGUUUUUUAAGAGAGGAAACCCGUCCCCUCUUCCCGGCUUGUUCCCUCUUGGCUGACUCUGAGAGCUGCUCUCCUGGUGAGGUGGGGGAUCCGGCAAGAAUACAGGUGAAGACAGGCCGCCGGGACCCAGAAGGAAAACAUUCUGACCUUUUGUAGAAGCCACUGUAUAAAGAAGAACAGAAGAGAUAGAGCUAUAGGGAGAGAGAGAGUGAGAAAGAAGAAGGAGGGGGGAAAAGGCAUAAUUCUACAAAAAAAAAAAAAAAAAACCCACAAGCCCAGCUCUGGAGAAAGACUCUUCCAAAAUGGACAUGUUUGCUCUCACCUGGGUAUUCUUAGCUCUCUGCUUUUCAGGACAUGGAGUGAGAGGCCAACCAGACCCAGUCUGUGGAGGUCGCUUGAAUUCCAAAGAUGCUGGCUACAUCACCUCCCCAGGUUACCCCCAGGAUUAUCCAUCCCAUCAGAACUGCGAAUGGAUUGUUUAUGCUCCUGAGCCCAACCAGAAGAUUGUCCUGAACUUCAACCCACACUUUGAAAUCGAGAAGCAUGACUGCAAGUAUGACUUCAUUGAAAUUCGAGAUGGGGACAGCGAAGCCGCAGACCUCCUAGGAAAGCAUUGUGGGAACAUCGCCCCCCCCACCAUCAUCUCCUCAGGCUCUGUGCUGUACAUCAAAUUCACCUCUGACUAUGCCCGGCAGGGGGCAGGCUUCUCCCUGCGCUAUGAGAUCUUCAAGACAGGCUCCGAAGAUUGCUCGAAAAACUUCACGAGCCCCAACGGGACCAUUGAAUCCCCUGGAUUUCCUGAGAAGUACCCCCACAACUUGGACUGUACCUUUACUAUCCUGGCCAAGCCCAAGAUGGAGAUCAUUCUGCAGUUUCUGACCUUUGACCUUGAGCACGACCCUUUGCAGGUGGGAGAGGGAGACUGCAAAUACGACUGGCUGGACAUCUGGGAUGGCAUUCCACACGUUGGCCCCCUGAUUGGCAAGUACUGUGGAACCAAAACCCCCUCAGAGCUCCGUUCCUCGACUGGGAUCCUCUCUCUGACCUUUCACACAGACAUGGCAGUGGCCAAGGAUGGCUUCUCUGCACGUUACUACCUGGUCCACGAGGAGCCGCUGGAGAACUUUCAGUGCAAUCUCCCUCUGGGAAUGGAGUCUGGCCGGAUUGCCAAUGAACAGAUCAGUGCCUCAUCAACCUACUCUGACGGGAGGUGGACCCCUCAGCAGAGCCGGCUUCAUGGUGAUGACAAUGGCUGGACACCCAACUUGGAUUCCAGCAAGGAGUAUUUGCAGGUGGACUUACGCUUUCUAACCCUGCUCACAGCCAUUGCAACCCAGGGAGCCAUUUCCAGGGAAACCCAGAAUGGCUACUAUGUCAAAUCUUACAAGUUAGAAGUCAGCACUAAUGGUGAAGACUGGAUGGUGUACCGGCAUGGCAAAAACCACAAGAUAUUCCAAGGCAACAGUGAUGCCACCGAAGUUGUUCAGAACAAGUUGCACAUGCCUCUGCUGACGAGGUUUGUCAGGGUCCGCCCUCAGACCUGGCACUCGGGCAUUGCCCUCCGCCUGGAGCUCUCUGGCUGCCGGGUCACAGAUGCACCCUGUUCCAACAUGUUGGGCAUGCUCUCUGGCCUCAUCCCUGACUCUCAGAUCUCUGCCUCCUCUACCCGCGAGUACCUCUGGAGCCCCAGUGCUGCCCGCCUGGUCAGCAGCCGCUCUGGCUGGUUCCCCCGGACCCCACAGGCCCAGCCAGGUGAGGAGUGGCUUCAGGUGGACCUGGGAGCACCCAAGUCCGUGAAGGGCGUCAUCAUCCAGGGGGCCCGCGGAGGAGACAGCAUCACUGCAGUGGAAGCCAGGGCGUUUGUUCGCAAGUUCAAAGUCUCCUACAGCCUAAACGGCAAGGACUGGGAAUAUAUCCAGGACCCCAGGACCCAACAGGCAAAGCUGUUUGAAGGGAACAUGCACUACGACACUCCAGACAUCCGAAGGUUCGAACCCAUCCCAGCGCAGUAUGUUCGUGUGUACCCCGAGCGGUGGUCACCCGCGGGAAUUGGGAUGCGACUGGAGGUGCUGGGCUGUGACUGGACAGACUCAAAGCCAACAGUGGAGACACUGGGACCCACUGUGAAAAGUGAAGAGACCACCACCCCUUACCCCAUUGAUGAAGAGGCCACGGAAUGUGGAGACAACUGCAGCUUUGAAGAUGACAAAGAUUUGCAGCUCCCUUCAGGAUUCAACUGCAACUUUGAUUUCCCCGAGGAGGCCUGCGGUUGGAUGUAUGAUCAUGCCAAGUGGCUCAGGAGCACCUGGAUCAGCCCCUCCAGCCCCAACGACCGGACGUUUCCAGAUGACAGGAAUUUCUUGCGACUGCAGAGCGAUGGCCAGAGAGAGGGCCAGUAUGCGCGGCUCAUCAGCCCACCUGUGCACCUGCCCCGCAAUGCCGUGUGCAUGGAGUUCCAGUACCAAGCCACCGGCGGCCGCGGGGUGGCGCUGCAGGUGGUGCGCGAGGCCAGCCAGGAGAGCAAGCUCCUCUGGAUGAUCCGCGAGGACCAGGGCAGCGAAUGGAAGCACGGGCGGAUCAUCUUGCCCAGCUAUGACAUGGAGUACCAGAUUGUGUUUGAAGGAGUGAUAGGAAAAGGACGUUCAGGAGAAAUUGCCAUCGAUGACAUUCGGAUCAGUACCGAUGUCCCACUAGAGAACUGUAUGGAACCCAUCUCAGCUUUUGCAGGGGGCACCCUCCUACCAGGGACCGAGCCCACAGUGGACACGGUGCCAGUGCAGCCCAUCCCAGCCUACUGGUAUUACGUAAUGGCCGCCGGCGGUGCCGUGCUGGUGCUGGUCUCCGUCGCCCUGGCUCUGGUGCUCCACUACCACCGGUUCCGCUAUGCGGCCAAGAAGACUGACCACUCCAUCACCUACAAAACCUCCCACUACACCAACGGGGCCCCUCUGGCAGUGGAGCCCACCCUAACCAUUAAACUAGAGCAAGACCGCAGCUCGCACUGCUGAGGGCCGAAGCAAGGACAGCGCCCAAACAAGAAAGACUGCAAACACGUUGCCUCGAUUUUGCACUUUUUCUCCUCGUCUAGUCUCUGUGUGAACUCUCAGACACUUCUCUCUCUCUCUUGGGGUCCAGACCUUGUGCACUCUUAACCUAUCCUGACCAUUCUCCUUGAGUUGAUUUUUUUUUGUUGUUGUUGUUGUUGUUGUUACUGUUGUUCCUUUUGUUGACUCCAAACCAACCAACCCCAACUCUAAUGCUGCAUCUUGGAAUAUGAGAAGAGACACCUCCCUAAGCACUUCACAGCUCAAGGCUCAGCUGGUUUUCUUCCUGAGACUGGUUCCCUGUUUCUUCCCCUUGCCUUAUCCAUACCGCCUCUCAGUGGAGUCUGCCAGGCAACUUGAGGGGAAACCUGGCUGUGCAUUUGUACAUAGUAUACAUUUGCUUGUGUGAAUAGCUUUCUGUGUGUGUGUGUGUGUGUGUGUGUGUGUGUGUGUGUGUGUGUGUGUGUGAGAGAGAGAGAGAGAGAGAGAGAGACUGGUUCAUUGUUGAGGGGGUGUGUGUGGGUGGGUGGGUGUGGGUUUGUUCAGAGAGGACCCCCUUUAACUCUUGUGUUACUUCUCCGGGGGGUACAUUUUAUAAGGAAAUAAUAUACUGUACUAGUUUUGUUUACUUGGAGAAGAGAUUGAAGCUUUUUGUUGCCUUAUCUAGCUCUGGCUGGGUUUCUGUUGGCUAACAUUGUCAUCUCCAGGAACCUUAACUCUGAGCCCGCCUGACAUGAAAUUUGGCCCUUUGCAUCGCUAGCCCCAUUCCCAAUGCCCACCCCACCCCCACCCCAAGAGGAAGGUUCCCCUAAAGCACUCGGACGUGACCCCCUUGUUAUGUCUCCAGGUUGUCUUUGAAAGCAAAAGAUAACAGACUUUGGGUGCUUGUGGAACCAUCUCUACUUCCAGCCCUGAAGCAAAUCUGUCUCAUGUUGCCUUAUAAAAGAGAAGCUCAUAAUGAAUGUUUAGCUUUUAUCAGUUAAGUCCAACCUUGGAAUAAGUCAUAGAAAAUAACGGAUCUGAGACUGACGUAGGAAUGGAAGCCUUGGCAAGAAACCUAUUUAAGUCAAGAGGAGGAGGUGGGGACCCAAGGGGGGGGGGGAGGUGGGAGGGAAGGAAGGACUGAAAUGGUUGUCAUUUGAAUGUCUCCUCACUUGGGGGGAUGCAUUGUGUGUGUGGGGAAAGCUUUUAAACCCAUGUUCUUUUAGUAUUGUAUUGGUCAUUGUGAUCGAAUUUGUAGCACAUGGGGAAAAGGGAUGGGUCAUUGCUCUCCUUUUACGGUGUUGAUGUGUGCCUGGACCUAUAGCCACUAAAACAGAAGGCUGUCCAUCUGACUUCUUUAACUACUAUGGGAGAAAAAAAAAUGUUACUUUUUUUUUUUUUUUUAAUGUACCAGUGUGCUAUCUCUUAAAGUACUUUUAGCAUCUGGUAAACACACCCUCAUAGUCUGGCCCGGCGUUUCCAAAUGCUGCAGCCUCAUCAGAAGGUAUAACGAAGCAAACUCCAUGGUUGUCCACUUGUCCUCUAAGCCAGGCAGGGAGUGGAAUGUUAGAGAUAAAUUGCCUCGUCAUACUGCUCAAAGGAUAGAGAGUCAAUAAUGAAGUCAAUUUCAUUGGUAGGAAAUGGCAUAUUUUUCAGGAGAUUCUUUAUAUACUUGGGGCUCUGCCUCAGUGGGUGUUUAUUUCUCACCUUCCUGCCAGGAAUCCAUGGGGGAAGUCUUAUGAUUCUUUCCAAAGGUGGAUGUCUGGGCUGAAAAUGUCCAGGUACCUUCUGAGAACAAAAUACUGGUGAUAUUAUUUCUCGGCUGCUGGGGAGAAAGAGAGACUAGAGAGAGGGAGAAACUUUUCACAUUCUUUGGGAAUAUUCACUUAGGUCCCUCCAACACAUACUUGCUUUUGCAUCUGGUUUGUUUCAUCCUGCUGAAGGAACGGUGCUCUGUCACUCUUAUUCCAUUUCAAAGAGCAACUCUGUCUCAACCACAGCAGCCCUGCCUGCCAAGAAAAAGAAAAGAUGAAAGACUGAAGCAUGAGCCACCUUGAGAUUUCAAGAAGUGUCCUACCCCAGCUCAAGGCAGAGAGAGAUGCUCCGAGUGGAGGGGUGGGGGAGGGAGGAGCAGGCAGGAGACCACGUGAUGGCUUCCACACCAGUCACUACAGGCUUUUUUUUUUUUUUUUUUUUUAAUCUGAGAUGUCCACAUUCAGUCUUGUGUUUGGGGCCAGGCAUGCCCUCAAAAUGAUUGACAUUCCUGCAAGUGCCCCCUAAAGGCUGAGGCGUGGUGGUAGGAAAUUACAUCUGGAAAAUCCAGCCAGAGUAGCAACAGUGAGUUACUAUAAACCCUGGAGGAUUUCCCUUCUUUAAAAGAAGAUAACAACAACUUAGUGAAUUUUCUGUAUCUUUAUCUGAUGCCCCACGUGGCAUCAUCUUUGUGUACACGCCAUGGCUGAGAAUAUGUGACUACUCGAAUCAUAUGAAUCCGACAAUGUGCUUCAGCUGAGGUUGUCACACUCUCUUCUCCCUCUCCCUCUCUCUCUUCCUUUCUUGCCCUCCCUUCGUCUUCUCUGCUCCUUCAGUCCCAGAAGCUUUUCAUAGUUUAUUAACCAGGUACUGCACUAAAAGAGCAGCUCUUCUAUAAAAUGUCAUGCCUUGCAGCUUUCUGCAUUUCGUAGAGGGAGGGAAGAAUCACUCUCUUACUGGACAGGUGAAUGAUUCAUGCAUGCAUGUGUUUAGAAUUGCUUCUCAGAUGACAAAGAGGUGAUCACAACUAUUAAAAUAUACAUGAAUGGAUGAGUGACUUAAAGGUCUAAUGUGGGCUGGUGGCACUUUUUUGCCUUAGAGGUUUCAAGUCAACAGCUCCAGGAGGGAAACCCUUAUCUCUAGGGUGAAGGAAAAAAAAUCCCGUCUUUGAUAUUAUGCUACUGUCCCCUAGUUGCUGGUAAAGACAAGAAGAAGAAGAAAAAAAAAAAAAAACAGAGGGGAGGGGUUUAUAUUAAUAAAACAAAACAUUGAAAAUCAAGUGAAAUGUUUGUUUUACCCUCUUCCCACAUUUUUGGGAUGAAAGCCAGUAAUAUUUCUGCGAUGGAUUGACACCAUCUUUAAAAAGACCCUCUCCUCACUGAAACUAGCAGGCAAGCAAACACCUAGAUAAUUCAGAAUUACCAAAGAACAACAACAGAACAAGAAAACUUAAACAUUUUUACUUCCUAUUCUUAUCUCCUCCCCCUACAACUGUGACAUCUCUUGCUUCGCUCAGUUGCCUGUGUGUCAAAAAUAACUUGUGGACAUUGGAAACUAUUUGAAAAUGUAUUGUGUGGAAUGUAAUAAAAGGAUGAUAUUUUUAUACAAA
This is a messenger RNA of Erinaceus europaeus (western European hedgehog), 7169 nucleotides long. It is a transcript of the gene NRP2, whose product is annotated as neuropilin 2. Gene Ontology annotation, molecular function: semaphorin receptor activity; vascular endothelial growth factor receptor activity. The record is from RefSeq and is a predicted model, not a curated record. NCBI's taxonomy places the organism in Eukaryota, Metazoa, Chordata, Mammalia, Eulipotyphla, Erinaceidae. Gene Ontology annotation, biological process: angiogenesis; vascular endothelial growth factor signaling pathway; axon guidance. Bases 1085 to 3790 code for a protein of 901 amino acids. Gene Ontology annotation, cellular component: membrane. The transcript has 16 exons.